Molecule: messenger RNA, 2945 nt
Organism: Vespula pensylvanica (western yellowjacket)
Lineage: Eukaryota; Metazoa; Arthropoda; Insecta; Hymenoptera; Vespidae
Exons: 3
Coding region: 1231-2718 (495 amino acids)
Source: RefSeq, a predicted model, not a curated record
CCUAUGUUCUCCUUACGUCGCGAUAAAACUAACAAUAUCGCAAUUUUUACGAGUGUGACGCUUCCGUCGUUAGUCGUUCAUUAUACUUUUGACUGAACUACUAAAAAUGAACUUUUCCAGUUUCGGACGCGUUCGAUUUCUUAAUCUAUUAAGUAAGAACUACUCUAGAUUUGGGGUAAUCAUCUUGGAAGAAAAGAAAAAGCGGCUACUGUCCGCUCCAGUUUUGGGGCCGAGAGAAAUCGUUGCGAAACCAGUAUUUCGAACAACAAAAUCCAAGAGACAGCUCGGGAGGAACAAAUAUUCCUAACAUCGAUCGCUUCGUGACCACGAACGUACCAUCCGGAAUCAUUUAUGUUCUCUCGGUAAGCAAUAAAUUUGACCUAAAGGAAAGGGAAAGUAAGAACGAGAGCUAUCGCUGUAACUAACGAUUGGAAUAGCAUUUUUUGAACUAUAACUUACGAGUCUUUAAUCGAUCGGAACUUUGAGGAUAAUAGACAUUGGAUCGGAAUCGUAUAAUCAUCGAGAUGAAUCGAUAAAACUUGCGAUUAUAGCGAAACUUGACGUUUCCCCAAAAGUUGGGAGAAGAAUCUGGAGCAAGAGGCAUAGCCUUGGCGCAUAACCUUGCUCCGUGAACUUCGACGUCACGGUUGAAAGUACAACGGGUACUUGUACGUGCUCAAAGAAGCGAAGAAGUCGGAGAAGUCACGGCCCGUUAAGAUCGGAUCGCAGGCUCGAUCACUUUCUCCGACCGAUGGCCUGGCCGAGGACAACCAAGGAGGAAGAGAUACCAAGAGGAAAAGGGGGAAGAAAUAAACAAGAAGAAAAGAAGAAAAAAACGAAUGGAUAGAUAGAAAAAUAUCGAGAGCAGGUGGACCGAGAAAAAAGAAAAAGGAAGGAGAGUCCGAUCGCUCUCGUAAUCAGGACCAAUACAAGCAUGGACAGAGUCAGGUACACUAGCGGAAUCGACGAGUUGAGGACGGUGAGGCUCGAGAAUAUCUUUUUCUCCACCCAGGUGAGUCCACCUCCACCUCCACCGUACUUAACCAACAGCCCCACCGCGUCUCCAAUCGCCACAACUUUCCGCUUUGGCUCCUUCCUUCUGUCCCCGGGGGAGGAUACGCGCCUAUAUAACUACGGCGUUCCACUGAUUGGACGAAGUAAGCCACGUUUUCCAGCGUCUAGGGAAGAAGAGAACGCAGCCCGAGUCCAACGGGCGGCACUCCAAGAAAUAUGAGGAUUCGCCCGGGAUGCGCGACUGCACUAGCAGUGCUACUGCAGAUCGUUCUUGCGGCGGGCAAGGCUUUGGAGCAAACGCAGCAAAUACAGCUACAAGUGCAACAGCAACGGCAACAACAACCGCAGCAAGUCCCGUACGGUACAACGGCUGAGAAACGAUUGGCCGAUUGGAACGGAGAUGCCGGGGGUCACUAUGGCGGGGAUGAUUACGGUGGUAGUUUAGCCGGUGGAGAUUACGGUGGAGAUGUCGGAGGUGGCGGAGACGACGUUGGGGGAGCGAUCGAGGAACACCACGUGCAAGAACAUCAUGACGAUCAUCACGAUCCUGGUUACUGGAAAAAGAAAAUGAUUUGGAAACCAGGCUGGAAGAAAAUUUGGAAACCGGCUCAAAAACAAAUUUGGAAACCUGCCUGGAAGAAGAUUUGGAAGCCUGUUUGGGAGCCGACGAAGAAGGCCGUUUGGAAGGAAAUCCAAGUACCAGCCUGGAAAAAGAUUUGGAAGCCCGUUUGGAAGGAGAUACAGGUGCCAGUGUGGAAGGAAAUUCAGGUACCUGCGUGGAAAAAAAUUUGGAAGCCCGUAUGGGUACCCAUAAAAGUUCCAGCUUGGAAAGAGAUUCAAGUGCCCGAUUGGAAGAAGGUUUGGAAACCCGUGUGGAAGGAGAUACAGGUGCCAGCUUGGAAGGAAAUUCAAGUACCGGCGUGGAAGAAACUUUGGAUACCGGAAUGGGUGAAGGUCGGUAUACCCGGUGAACAUUACCACGGUACGGACCACCACGGCUGGCAAUAUACCAGUCACGAUUUGUGGAAAAAGAAACUGAUCUGGAAGCCGGUGUGGAAAAAAUAUUGGAAACCGGCGAAGAAACAAAUAUGGAUACCGGAUAAGAAACUCGAGUGGAAGGAAGCAUGGAAGCAGAUCUGGCGACCUGCCAAGAAACAAAUCUGGGUCGAGGACAAGAAGCUGACGUGGAAGGAAGAAUGGAAACAAGUAUGGAAGCCGGACAAAAAGUUGAUUUGGGUGCCGGACAAGAAGUUGGAGUGGAAGGAAGCAUGGAAACAGAUUUGGAAAACGGAGAAGAAACUCGAAUGGAUACCGGACAAGAAAUUAGCUUGGAAAGAGGCAUGGAAGCAGAUUUGGGUACCGGCCUGGAAAGAAAUUUGGGUUCCCGCCUGGAAGAAGAUAUGGAAACCGGUAUGGAUAUCGGAGUGGUUCCCUAACGAGGAUCAUCAUCAUCAUCAUCAUCAGGGAUGGGCCGAUCGAAAGGACAGCCAAGGACAGAACGCGCAACCAGUCCCGCUUAGUCCCGAGUUCGCAGGAAAUCAAAAUAAGAGCGAGCAGCAACGGCUGGUCGAGAGGAAUCAAGUCAGAUGGAACAGAUCCUUCGAAGGAGAUGUAAAGUCACCCGCGGAAAGCUUGCUACCACCUCCAGUUCCAACGUCGAAUCAGAACGCCGCCCCUUCCAACUUUACCUUCCGCACCCGUUGAUCCGUUUUGAGAGCUCUGAUGCGAACGCACCGGCUCUCGAUAUCUGUACAAAUAUUUCGCUCUAAGAAUAUUGUAACAUACGUCCUUGUGUAUAUAUUAUCUUGAUAAGCUCAAUGUAAGCUUAAGAUAUCCCUUCGAGGUACUUCAUCUUGUUUCUCGUUUCGACGCUUCAGGGAAUCUUAUCGCUCUUAUCGUUCUUUUUCUUUCUUUUUAUACCAAUUUCCUUG